GGGUGUCGGUUGUGUGCCUUCACUUCCCCUUUGCCUCAUUAUAUAAUAAACCCUCCACUCUUUCAUGCCUCAGAUCAACACAAAGUAGAAGCUCUAAGCUUUUAAUAAGUUAGCUUUCUUUUUUUAUUGGGUGUUCUUGAUUUUUCUUAUCUUGAGGAGCCCCCUGGUGUGGUUCCCAAUGCGGAUUCUUCCCCUCUUUCGAGGAGCACUUCUGUGCUUCUAUGUAUCUUUACUCUUUUACGCAACGUUUUGCUUUGGUGAAGAUGAUAAGAGCAGCGCAGUGGAAGUUGUUGGGAUUGGAGAAUGUGCAGACUGCGCAGCAAGCAACUUUAAGACCAGCCAGGCACUUUCGGGGCUUCGAGUGACAAUCGAUUGCAAGCCAGAGAAUGGGAAGUUCAAAACAAGAGGAACUGGAGAGCUGGACGAAGAAGGAAAGUUCAAAGUAAGCCUUCCUAAUGAUAUUGUAGAAGAAGGAAAAUUAAAGGAAGAAUGCUAUGCUCAACUUCACAGUGCUUCAGCCACACCAUGCCCUACUCACAGUGGUCUAGAGUCUUCCAAGAUUAUCUUUAAGUCCAAAAGCAACGGAAAACAAACAUUUGGGCUUGCAGGGAAACUGAAAGUUUCUCCUGUAACUUGCACUUCAGCUUUCUUGUGGCCUCACUUCAAGCACCCACCACUACCCAAAUUACCACCAAUGCCUAAAUGGAAGCUUCCUCCAUUGAAAAGCUUUGGCCAUGGUCAUCCAUUUCUAUUCCCUCCUAAGGUGUUUCCUCCUCUACCUCCUAAGAUAUUUCAUCCACUCCCACCAAAGGUCUUCCCUCCAAAGCCUCUCCCACCACCAGUACCAGUUUAUAAGCCUCCACCUAAACCACCAGUUUUCGAGCCUCCUCCUGUCCCAAUCUACAAGCCAAAACCACCAGUCUUUAAGCCUCCUCCUGUUCCCAUCUACAAGCCAAAGCCACCAAUCUUCAAGCCUCCUCCUGUUCCUAUCUACAAGCCGAAGCCACCAAUCUUUAAGCAUCCUCCUAUUCCCAUCUACAAGCCAAAACCAAAGCCUCCUCCAGUUCCAAUCUACAAGCCCAAACCACCAGUUUACAAGCCUCCUCCAGUGCCAGUCUACAAGCCUGAACCAAAGCCACCAGUAUACAAGCCUCCUCCAGUGCCAGUCUACAAGCCUGAACCAAAGCCACCAGUAUACGAGCCUCCUCCAGUGCCAGUGUACAAGCCUGAACCAAAGCCACCAAUAUAUAACCCUCCUCCAGUUCCAAUCUACAAGCCAACACCACCAAUAUUUUAUAAGCCACUCCCUCCUAUCCCGAAGAUCCCUCCAUUUUACAAGAAGCCAUGUCCUCCUCUUCCUAAGCUUCCUCCUUUCCCAAAGAUUCCUCCGAAGCCUUUCCACCACCCCAUGUUCGGAAAAUGGCCUCCAUUGCCACCAUCUUCUCCGAUUCAUUAAGCUCCAUUAUUAAUCUACUACUCCUAAAAGGUGGUAUAUAUUUAUGAGCCUCUAGUGUGAACUGUGAACUUUAAUCAGUACCAAAAAUAAAAUCUUCGUUGUAGUGGAAGACAUUUGAGUUAUUGUUAAUUUCGUGCUUUCAGGUCCCUCGACAGUGUGUUCAAUUGGUUUUCCUUACAUUUGUAAAUGUUAAAUCUUUAGUUUAUAUGUCUAUCACUAUCUUUAAUUAA
This is a messenger RNA of Manihot esculenta (cassava), 1686 nucleotides long. Its product is annotated as proline-rich protein 4. Lineage: Eukaryota; Viridiplantae; Streptophyta; Magnoliopsida; Malpighiales; Euphorbiaceae. The transcript is spliced from 2 exons. The record is from RefSeq and is a predicted model, not a curated record. The coding region runs from base 179 to 1456 and encodes 425 amino acids.